CAGGUCUGGAGUCCGUCUAGACUUCGUGGCUCCGGGGUUUCCCAACCAGAAAUCAUCUCUAAUUUUACAGCGACUUGUCGUAUUGAGCAACUGUGAUCAGUAUGGAGACAGGUCUGCAUGAGAUAGUUGACCGUGUGGGCCUGACCCAACAGCAGGUGGAGGAACUAUUUGAUGAUGACCUAGAUGAACUGUUUGAGCUGGCCGACUCACCAGAUGAAGGGCCUGGUAACAAUUUUUUUCUUGAACAUUCUGCAGCUAAAAGUUGUCAGAUGACAUCAUCAGCCCCAUCCUACCAGCAACUCAUGGAGUCUCUUCAAAAUGUCCAGCACCUGUUGCACCUGCCCAACCCUGUGCAACCCUUGGUUGCCCUGCACCCCUCCAGCAGCCACACCUGCACCAGCCCGGCUAGCUCAGCUACAGGAUCAGAUGGGGACUGUAAUUCACCUCUGCAACAUGAUACAACAUUGGGCAGUGGGAUGGGCAGAUCCAACAUUGCCAUGGGAACCACUUCUCCUAGACCAAGUGGAGAGACUCCCUACGGAUGCGGGAUCACCCCCCAAUCUGGAAUGGAACAUCUGUGCCUGGCAAGUCCAACCUACCUAAACCAGUCAGACAGGGCAGGGCCACUCCAUAGCAACACCCCGCCCCAGCCUGGGAGGCACAGGCAUUUCCAUGGCAACACCCCGCCCCAAUCCGACAUGGAGCUACUUUUCCAUGCCAACACCCCUCCCAACUCGGGGCGAGAAAGGCAUUUCCAUGGCAACGUAGCGUCCCCGCCCAACAUGGAGCUGCUUUUCCAUGGCAACACUCCUCCCCAUUCUGGCAGGGAGAAACAUUUCCACGGCAACACCACACCCCUUUCUGGCAGGGAGAGACAUUUCUAUGGCAACGCCACGCCCCAAUCUAACAUGGAGUUGCUUUUCCAUGGCAACACCCCUCCACACUCUGGCAGAGGAAGAUAUCUCCAUGGUAACACCACGCCCUUGUCUGGUAGGGAGAGGCUGUUCUAUAGUAACAACACCCUCCCUCCUGCUCUGCUGCAGUACCAAAGCAGCACCACUCCUGAGAAAGAAAGGCUGUACCGCAGACACAGUGCCCUUAGGAAGGACUUUAUGCGGAAACAGCUGAUACGCAGUGCCUUGGAGGACUUGAAGCAGAUGUUACCAACCGAUCAGUGCCUCGGACGUCAGACCAAGGCUGGAGUGAUCAACAACGCAGCUGACUACAUUGACUGGCUUCAGAAGGAGAUCCAGAGACUGAUCACAGCUCGGAGGGCCUCUUCCUGCAGCAGUACACCCUCCUCCUCCCCCACAAAAUCUCCUCCCUACCCCCUGGGGGCUUACUACAGUCCCCACGGGGCUCCCCCUUACCCAGGGGAGACCUCCCCAUGCCACAGUGGACUGCUACCGUCCAGUGCUGCAGGGAUUGACAGUGGUUGUCAAUCCCAGGACCAUGGAGCACAGCACCUGGUCCAGGGAGCAUCUCUGAAUGAACAAGAAUCUGCAAGCAAUGCAAAUGAUGGUACCAUUUAAUACAUUACAUUUCCAGAUAACAUGUUCCACUUUAUUUCUGCAAUGCAUUAUUUGUGAAUUGCUAUUCAAAAGUCAUUGACACCAAUAUAAUGAGUUGAUAUGCUGACCUUCUAAUACACUGUAAAAUGUAUUUAAGUUCGCGGGGAUUGAAUUUCCAGUUAGCA
Branchiostoma floridae (Florida lancelet) is the source of this 1696-nucleotide messenger RNA. RefSeq lists its product as uncharacterized. Gene Ontology annotation, molecular function: protein dimerization activity. NCBI's taxonomy places the organism in Eukaryota, Metazoa, Chordata, Leptocardii, Amphioxiformes, Branchiostomatidae. Bases 102 to 1532 code for a protein of 476 amino acids. The transcript is spliced from 8 exons. The record is from RefSeq and is a predicted model, not a curated record.